ACAAGAUGGCCGCCUACCAGUUUUCUGUGUAAUUCCUACAGGCUUCCAGGCUAAAGGACCAACUUACAAACUGUUUUCUGAUAACUUUCAGUCAAAUGAAUUGGAACGAUACGUGUUUUCACGGAGAGCAUCCUCGUGACAUCUACUGUUACCCGGACUCACCGGUAUGUGUUACACCGGCAUUGGUAGGUCUCCAGAUACUUUUCCUUGUCUGCGUCAUGAUACUAAGUGUGACGUCAUGUACACUGCUAAUCUACGUCGUACAUCGGACGAGGUCGAUGUCGAUAUCGAUGAAGACGUGUAUCAUUAGUCUGUCGACUGCCUACAUUUUGUCGUCCGUGUAUCCAAUUCCUAUUCUGUGCUACUCCAUCAUCUAUUCGCAUCUCGUCAUUGCCGACGCUGUGUGUCGCUCGUCUCCGCUGGUUGUCAUGGUGACGUCCAUAUCCACUAACUGGACACUAGCUUUGGUAGGUUUGGACAGAUUCCUCACUAUCUUCCGUCCAUUCACCUACCCUAUAACUAUGAACCUCCGUAAAAGUGUGGCGAUGGUGGUAUCUGCGUGGUUAAUCGGUGUGGUGUUCGCCACACAGCCAUGUUUUGGGUGGAGAGACGUAGGUAUAUGUUUCCAGCCAAGGGCACUACAGAUCUGUGGAAUCACGUGGAAUACAUCUAAAGUGUUCUCCUACGUCACGUGGUCUCUGACCGUCGCAGCGCCGUUCUGUCUCCUUGUGUUUUGUUAUUCCAAGAUUGCACUGUUGGCGAAGUCAUUGAUAGACCCUGAACGCGGAGAAAAUGUCAUACGAAUACCACGUACAUGUAGCAACAACGUCCGCCCUGAACGUCGACUUGUGCGCAGGAGAUCGGUCACCGCAUGCCUUAAGACAUUCAAAAUAGUUAUCAUCAACAUCGGCACCAUCUGUCUGUGCUGGGUACCCUAUUCCGUGCUGUCUGUGAUGAGCCUAGACGCAAACAGAGCUGGUAUUACCUACAGUCAGGACUUCAUCGGCUAUUGUUUACUCUUCCUACCUAACUUUGUUAAUCCUAUUGUUUUCAUCGGCUUUAACAAGGACUACAGGGACAGCGUCACUCGGCUGUGGAACCGGAUGUGGGGUACAGUAAGGAAUACCUCGGGUGUGUCGGCCUAUGAACGUUCACGUCGUACGCUCGACUCCACACAGUACGAUUACACGACCACAACUGCGAAUGUGAGAGUACGAACAGUGAGACAAGUGUCUAUACGUCAUAUGUAGUGAACUUUGAUCAGCAUUGUCACACAAGUAAAGAGUAUGUUUAGUAA
Messenger RNA from Pecten maximus, 1297 nucleotides. Its product is annotated as violet-sensitive opsin-like. Lineage: Eukaryota; Metazoa; Mollusca; Bivalvia; Pectinida; Pectinidae. The transcript has 2 exons. Gene Ontology annotation, cellular component: membrane. Gene Ontology annotation, biological process: G protein-coupled receptor signaling pathway. The record is from RefSeq and is a predicted model, not a curated record. The coding region runs from base 96 to 1250 and encodes 384 amino acids. Gene Ontology annotation, molecular function: G protein-coupled receptor activity.